Messenger RNA from Scomber scombrus (Atlantic mackerel), 2084 nucleotides. Its product is annotated as cyclin-dependent kinase 11B. The transcript is spliced from 2 exons. Bases 125 to 736 code for a protein of 203 amino acids. Gene Ontology annotation, cellular component: plasma membrane. The record is from RefSeq and is a predicted model, not a curated record. Lineage: Eukaryota; Metazoa; Chordata; Actinopteri; Scombriformes; Scombridae.
UGAUAACUUCUGAACAUUAGAAAGUAUCUGCAGUGUGACUGCAAACUUCUGUCUGUAACUGUGACACCGAGGCACUGGGAUUUCUUCUACUCAACAGGGAAUUUUCUAAGGAGGUACAGUAUGCAUGACUGUCGAAUAUCAUACAUCCACAACGACUGUGUUGCUUCUUUUUUUCCUUCUGAUAGUCCUAGUUGCAUUGCUCAUCAUCUUUUACAAGAAGUUGAACAAGGAGAACAAUGGAGAAUAUACCAUCAGUCGCAUUGUGUCUAAGGAAGGAGGGCUCAGGGACCAGGUGAGAGGUGCAGCUACGUUCCUGGGGACACGCCUCGGGGUCCAGCGGCGUCCUAGCUACGAAUCAGAACAAGAUGAAGAAGAAAUGCAAGAUGAGGAGCAACACAUGGGGGAGCACAGUAGCCAGGGGAGUGACAGUGAAGAGGACGAGCAAGAGGAGGAAGAUGAUGAGGAGCAACCUGGUGAGACGAAGCGAAAAGGAGGUUGCACCUCAGAUGACAACUCAAGUUAUAUUGGUUCAGAUCUGGAGGAGGAAAUCAGUCUAAUGGGUCAGUCAGAGGCCAAGGGAGAGACAGGGGAGGAAAAGGGAGGAGAUGGAGAUGGUAAAGGGGAAGCAAGCGCAGGAGGUGGGUUGCUGAUAAACCUUAGUCAGUUGUCUGGAAGUGCCAUCUGGUCUGAUGACAAGGGAGACGGAGCCAAGGUCUGUGAUGUGACUGCACUGUGAGAACAGUAUCAGAAAAAAUUGAAAUACAAGGGAGGCUUAGGAAAUGCUCUUAAUCAGGAUUUAAGAAAUACUGGGGUCAUUAAAUUCAGGCCUCUCAGUUCUGCUUUUGUGUCCCUACAAAAGGUCUAAAUGAUCUUUUAAAGCCCCCAGUCAGGCAUAAGAAGCUGGUAAAAAAAAUAAUGAAUGCUUAGUUUUUAUCUAUUUUUCUUGCAAGUCAGUUUGAAAGAUCUGGCAUGUUUCACAAUAUAGAAAAAUACUCCGUCUUGAAUAAUAUUUCAUAUCCAAUAGGGUUUCCCCACAAAAAAAGUUCUAUUACCUAAUUUAAAUAUUUAGAAUGAAAUAUUUUCCUUCUUCCUCAUUGAAAAAUCAACACAUCUAUAAACAUGCAAAUUAAUUUCAAAGGUUUUACUACUGGAUGUCUUCUACUCCACUGUGAGCAGUGUAACGAGCACUGAAGACCUCAUGUUUCCAUAUGACUUUUUUGUGAGUUACAUAUUGAACCUCAACUGGCUUCAAACCAGUUAUGAUGUCACACAUGGUAUUCGUAGUUACGCGCCUUUAAUUGACAUUUAAGGGGAGCACAGAGAAACUUUCCACUUUCAGCAGAUGAAUGUGAAAACGUCUUCUAGUAUUUGAGUAAAUGUAUAGAUACUUUUUCUGUACAGUCAAGCUCAAAGAUCCAUAUGAAGCAAUAAUAAGAAAAAUAUGUGUGUAUGUUUUUAGUUGUAAUGUUAUUAAAACCAGUCAAAGGAUGGUAACUAGUACUGUCAUGGUCUUAAGUCACUCUCUGCUGUGGCAUCAAGAUAAUAUGGUGACGUAUGAAUGAUGCUGUUAUAAAUAUGCAGACAGAGCAUACUGUAUUUUGAAUGUUUCUGUAAAGAGUUUAGCUUUAAUAAUGUUAAAAUGCUCAGUUAUGAAAUCAAACUUUGUAUGUGUUGUUUUCUGUAUAUUGUUGGCUGUGUUUUGUAUUGCUUAUCUUUAAAAAAAAAUAUUACAUUAAAAUUAAAAUUAAAAUUACUUUACAAUUGUUUUGUAUCGUAUCUUCUGUACUUCUGAGUCAGAGAGAAGGUCGGAGUCAAAGUUUCCAUCUUUGACUUUGAAACAACAGCCCUUUUGAAACGAUUGCAUCAAUGAACUACAAACCUUAAGCUCUGCAGCAUAAUGAAAACUAAAUUUAAAACCGUACAGUAGGCAUAUGAUUGUGUAUGUAGCUGCCUUACUUCCCUGUUUUUUCAUGAGCAGUUUUGCUGACAGGGCCAGCGCCCUUUUUUUUAAUUUUAUUUUUUUUAAAUGUCGUUCUUUUCUUCCAUUUUGGUACUUUAAAACUGUAACUACAAAAAUAAUCAAU